GAUACUUCAUGGGUUUCCGGCGCUUUCCGGCGAUGGAGUUCGACGAGUAUGACUACUUGGAGAAAUCAGUCGACGUUCCCUGUGUCCGCAAACAUACAGGUCUGCGUGACUCUCGGCACCGUUUCGAGGGCGAGAAGGAUGCCGGUGACCGCAGAAGUCGCGAGCCGAAGAAGUUCAGGACGGACGAGAACGGAGGGGCGUUUGACCGAUCUGACCGGCGGGAGAAGGAUUACCGUAGGAGCGGCGACAAGGACCGCGAAAGGGACAGGGAUCAUCGGGAGAGGGAUAGAGAGAAAGAGAAGGAGAAGGAUAGACACCGGGAAAGGGAGAGGGAGAUGGACAGGCAUCGAGAAAGGGAGAAGGAGAAAGAUAGAUACCGGGAAAGGGAGACGGAAAGGAGCAGAGAUAGGGAGAGUGAGAAAGAGAUGGAUUUGGACAGGGAGACGGAAAGAUCAAGGAGGAGCCGCAGCAGCUCUAGGAAGCAUGAUAUUGAGUACUUAAGAGAAAAGGAGAGGUCUAGGAGCAGGGAAAUGAGGGAGCGAGAUGAAAGGGACUCAAGGGAAAGCAGGCGGUUUAGAGAGAAAAAAGAACCGUUAGAAGCUGAAGCUGAUCCUGAAAGGGAUCAGAGGACAGUUUUUGCCUAUCAGAUGCCUUUGAAGGCUACUGAGAGAGAUGUUUAUGAGUUCUUCUCAAAAGUGGGCAAGGUCAGAGAUGUGCGGUUGAUCAUGGAUCGGAACUCAAGGAGAUCAAAAGGCGUUGGAUACAUUGAGUUUUAUGAUGCAAUGUCCGUGCCAAUGGCAAUCGCCCUUUCCGGUCACCAACUUUUAGGCCAGCCUGUGAUGGUCAAACCAUCUGAAGCAGAGAAGAAUCUUGUGCAGUCAAAUACUAGCGGAGCACUUGGUGCAGCUGGUGCCCGAAAAAUUUAUGUUGGCAACUUGCACUUCAAUAUUACUGAAGACUUACUUCGUCAGGUUUUUGAGCCUUUUGGUCAUGUAGAACUUGUCCAAUUACCACUGGAUCCUGAAACUGGGCAUUGCAGAGGAUAUGGAUUUAUUCAAUUCUCCCAAGUUGAAUAUGCUAAGGCAGCACAAAGUUUGAAUGGGAAAUUAGACAUAGCUGGCCGGAUAAUCAAGGUUUCAGCUGUAACUGAAAAUGUCGUUUCACAAGAAUCAGGAACAAAUGCUACUGACUUUGAUGAUGAUGAUGGAGGCGGUUUGUCUAUGAAUGCACGUUCAAGGGCAAUUUUGAUGCAGAAACUGGAUCGAACUGGAACUGCCUCAAGUAUUGUGGAGUCUCUGGGCGUGCCUGUUCUUAAUGGAGUGGCUCUAAGUCAACCUGUUAUAUCCUUGCCCAGAAAUGGACAGGCUACCAUACCUGCAGGCUUUCCAGCUGUGCUUGCUACUACCAUUCCUGAGCCUAUAGGAGAGCCAAGUGAAUUUAUUUUGUUAAAGAACAUGUUUCAUCCAAGUACUGAGACUGAUCCUGAUUUUGACUUGGAUAUUAAAGAGGAUGUUCAAGAGGAAUGUGUCAAGUUCGGCCCCUUGAAGCAUAUUUAUGUGGACAA
Messenger RNA from Phalaenopsis equestris, 1564 nucleotides. RefSeq names its product RNA-binding protein 39-like. Gene Ontology annotation, biological process: mRNA processing. The record is from RefSeq and is a predicted model, not a curated record. NCBI's taxonomy places the organism in Eukaryota, Viridiplantae, Streptophyta, Magnoliopsida, Asparagales, Orchidaceae. Gene Ontology annotation, cellular component: nucleus. Gene Ontology annotation, molecular function: RNA binding.